Messenger RNA from Aspergillus heteromorphus CBS 117.55, 2043 nucleotides. RefSeq names its product FHA domain protein. The transcript is spliced from 4 exons. Gene Ontology annotation, cellular component: cytoplasm. The coding region runs from base 1 to 2043 and encodes 680 amino acids. Gene Ontology annotation, molecular function: protein binding. NCBI's taxonomy places the organism in Eukaryota, Fungi, Ascomycota, Eurotiomycetes, Eurotiales, Aspergillaceae. The record is from RefSeq and is a predicted model, not a curated record.
AUGCCUGUCUCUCAGGCUGUAGUGAACCUCCGUCCUCUCGGGCUGCAAGACGACCCCCCCUACCGCUGCCUCAAGUUCACCCCCGAAAAACCUCAUACAAACAUCGGUCGGGCUUCUAAGCGGGAGUCGAAAGGCCUCGUCCCCAACAAGGCAAAUGGGUUGUUCGAUUCUAGGGUGAUGUCACGUCAUCAUGCUAGACUGGGGGUGUGCUUUGACAAGAAGGUGGUCUACAUUCGAGACGGUGACUCCAUGCACGGAACACGUGUGAAUGACAAGAAGAUCCCGACAGAGGAAGAUACCGUCAUCCAGGAUGGCGAUGUGGUUACCUUCGGGUCGACCGUAAUUCGCGGCGCUGACACGUUCCCUCCCCUCCAAGUCCGUUGUGAGAUUGAGUGGCCCCUCCCUGCGUAUGUUCCACGUGAACGAAGCAGCUUGAGUUUCGUUAAUACCAUAGACAGGCCCAGACCUAUGCCAGCGACCAAUACCUUCUGCGUCCCCGAUGAUUACGAAAGCGACGUAAAACAGGAUGCCUUGCCUGUGUCAUGUGGCACUGAUAGUGUCUCGGAGAACGGCAACUCUAUACUCUGCUCAGACUCCGAUGGCCAUUCUGUCAUGGAGGUCUCUUCGCCCUUGACAUCCCCAAUUAACAGGGACGAUACAAAGAGCCAAAUGAUCACCCUAGAUCUAACUGCUGGUGAAGAAUCUCCUGAUUUGAAUGGAUCCAAGGAAAGCCCGAUUAACCUCGACACUGAGAACCCUGAGCAGCCGCUAGUAACUCCACGAAUGACCCCACCAUCGGCUAUGGAUAUCCUUGAAGGUCCAAACGACACGAUCCAUUACCACGCCCCGGAAGAGGAUGCUGUUUCUGUCUUGGAUUCUUCUGAUGAGGAGGAUUCCAACUGGGAAGAAGAAAACGACCAGGCCGGUUCCGAAGAGGACUGGGAUUCUCAGUCUUCUUUUAGUUCUGAUGCUGAACAGUCGUUUGAAGGGGAUGAUUCAGGGGCAUCUAAUAGCCCGCGUGUCUUAGGAAUCCGCGACUUGCUAGUGUCGGACGCAAGUCUUGCACUGGGAGAAACAGACAGUCGCUUGGAUUCUGACAACGAAGCAUCUCACUCUGACGGCGAAGACCGAUACGACAGCCUCGGGCAGAACCUGAAAUAUGGUGAUGAUUUGCCGGCCCUGAGAAACAUAUCACCUGUGCUGAACCCCCAGGCCGCACGUCAUGGGAUGGCAUCGAUUGCAGCUCCACUGUUAUUAAACCCCCUACGGCCAAUUCUCUCGCUCCAGAAUAGGGGAGACUUGGAUCAUUCAGUUUCCCACAACACUUUCAUAACACCCAUGGAGUGGUGGAAUCCGCGAACUGCCGCAAAUGCAGCAUACCCUAUGCCUCUACACACCCCUCCUAGCCCCCAGGUGCCUUACAACGAUGGACCUUUCGUCAACGGUGGGCCGCUGCUGCUAGAUGAAUCCGCAAAUUUCUUCAGAGUUAACCCCGACUUAACCGCUGCAGGCAAUAUUGCGGCUGGAGAGAAGCGCAACGACACCCCAUUGAACAGUGAAGAUAGCGCUCAGAAGGAAGCAGCCAUUACACCGGAACAGCAAAGCUUCCCUUCAUUGUCUCUAGCACAGGAACUCAGACCAGAGUGUGACCCAGUUGCCGUAAAAGAAAACCGACCGCCCAAACGAAAGGCAGGGGAAUUGGACAGUCUGCUUUCAGAGCCUAUUACAGCUGCCCGGACCGCACUCCCGUCUGGAGAGUCUUCCUAUGAAGAGACCUGCUUUCCAGAUGCCCAGCCAGACGUGCCAAUGGACAAACUAGAGUCUCCAUCCCAGCUGACCGAAAUGGGUGCUGCGGAUGAACACAUGGAGGUUGACAGCCCAUCUCUGGAUGCUGGCGACACCGAACGCCAAUCGAAGCGCGCGAAGACAUCCUCUGCCGGAAACUUCGCCAGCCAUGCUGCUACAGCUGCUUUGGGGGUCGCCAUCGGUGCUUUCGGCACGAUUGCUGCUCUGGCGUCGCUCCCUCCUGAUUACUUCCAGUGA